Messenger RNA from Nematostella vectensis (starlet sea anemone), 2221 nucleotides. RefSeq names its product serine/threonine-protein kinase PknD. Gene Ontology annotation, molecular function: protein binding. The transcript is spliced from 14 exons. The record is from RefSeq and is a predicted model, not a curated record. The coding region runs from base 33 to 1034 and encodes 333 amino acids. Lineage: Eukaryota; Metazoa; Cnidaria; Anthozoa; Actiniaria; Edwardsiidae.
AGGACCGUGAUGCUAUAUGGGUAGUAAAGAAGAUGGCGGCUUGGGUUGGUGUUUUCAAUGUUAUUGUUUUUCUUCUUUGUCGGAUCAGUAGUGGCCCAGCUCAGGAGAUUCCUCUAGCGGACACAUUUAUUAACCCAACCUUCCAAGUGGCACAAUACCUAUGGGAAGGAAAAUCUACAAGGAUAGUGAAAGAACUUGAGAAAGUCCUCAAGCCCUCCUAUAUUUUAGCCACCCCUCAGCAUUCUCUUUUUAUUUCAAGCUUUAUGAUUGACCAGGUCUUGUAUGUGGUUGACACCAGACAGUCUAACAGCCCAGCUGUGACCUUUGCCUCAGGGCAUGGUUUGGAUGGACCAUGGGGAAUGGUAGCAGAUAACUCUACUUUGUUUGUGGCAAGUUUUACCACAGAUCGCAUCCACAAAUAUGACAUCUCAUCUGGAAGGUUUCUUGGUGCGUUUGGAAGUGAGCAGCACCUUGAUUGCCCUGAGGGGAUGGCUCUUGGGCCAAAUCACACCCUGUACGUCGCAAGCUUUCUUAAUGACAGGGUUGUCAAGUACAGCUUGGGUGGACAAUUCCUCGGUGUUGUGGCAGAUGCAUCAAGUGGCCUCAAAGGACCAGAAGAUGUUGCAUUUCUCCCAGAUGGCACUUUGCUUAUUUGUAGCCACUAUACAAACAAUGUACUCAAGCUCAAUACAUCUACCAAUAAGUUAAUUGGAGUGUUUGCAGAGGUACAGAAACCUGUUGGACUCACAGUUGGGCUAGAUGGAAAUGUGUAUGUUACCAGUUAUGUGACCAAUAGUAUCCUUAGAUACAGCGGAAAGACAGGGAAGUUCAUUGAUGUUUAUGCUGCUGGUGGAGGGUUGACCGGGCCCUCAAGUGUCAGUUUUGCAGAUUUUCGUACCCUCUAUGCAGCAAGCUAUGACAGCGACAGGGUGAUGUUGUACAACAGCACCUCAGGACUCACCUUCACUCUUCCUGGCAGACUGAGGGAGCAAGUGGGAGAAGGGUCAUUUGCAAGGGAACCUGAGAAAAGCUGAAAAAAUACCAUUACAAAGAUUAUAACCAUCAUUUCAUGAUUUUUAUCGAACAUUUAUUAGCUGGUUAAAAAGAGACAUUUGCACUUUUACUAGACAUGUCUAAAUUAUGGUUAUAUUAAGAAACAGGUGAACAAGUUUGAAGGUUGUAUAUUUAUUCUCCCAUUAAUUAUUAUCUAUGUACAAUUCUUUACAGUACUGUUAUAGCCUCAAUUACUUCUAAUAAGUAUACAAUAAUAGAAAGACCAAUGUCUUUUGAACUUUAUAAUACAUAAACUGUCUUAUUUGAAACCCACAAGUAACCAAAAUUCCCCGAACCAGAAUUGUGCUUUAUCACCUGAUAUUAUAUUUGUAACUGAUUAUUUGCUAUAUUUAGCAAUUCUAAAUUCUAACACCAUCAACCAAAGCUGUUGAAUGACCCUUCCUAGAAAAUAAUCACUCAAGCACAAAAAUCCUUGAAAAUCAAGCACUCAAACUUGAAAUUUUGUUAUUGCCUCCACUGGGCCAUAUUUAUGGCAUUAAAAAUUGCCAGAAUUUGUCAAGAACCAGGCCACAUUCCCUUAUCUUAUAAUAUCAUUACUUAAUAUUUACUCAAAAUGACAAGGGGGACAUAUGUAUGGAAUGUCUGUUCCAAACAAAUACACCCAAGAUAAACAUUCCACACACAUUUUAAUAGUCAUGCUGUAAACUGAAAAAAAUAUUGGCCCUCUUUAGUAAAUUUAUACUGAUACAGUAAUAAUGUACAUAUAGUUCUAACCAUGUUAAAACUAAGAAAAUAUAGAUCUUUUGAAGGUUUUCAUAUUUCCCCAUCCUUGUAUCAUGUUAUUUUAUUAUUUGUACUUGCACUCCAAAAAUAACUUUUUUUUUAAUUAAAUUGUCUGUUAUCCAUACUUUUUGUUAACAGUUUACUAAUUGUCUGUUUUCUUUUAAUUAAGUGUUAUAUUUAAUGUCACUUAUAUAUCAUAACAUAUAACAACCUAUAAUUACUUUAUUUUGAUAAUGUAGGUCUGUUAAAACAACUCUUAUAAUAUGUGCCCCAUUCAUAUAUACAGUUUUUGGUGUAAUAUUGCGAUAGAAAUACUGAAAUGGACAAAAAAUAUCUUUUUAUGUGAAAAUAGAUGCCUUCCCUUAAAAUUUUGUAAACAAGUUUUUGUUUCAAAAUUCAAUAAACAAUUGUUUCUUUUGCCUCA